This is a messenger RNA of Mesocricetus auratus (golden hamster), 20721 nucleotides long. It is a transcript of the gene Ahnak2, whose product is annotated as AHNAK nucleoprotein 2. NCBI's taxonomy places the organism in Eukaryota, Metazoa, Chordata, Mammalia, Rodentia, Cricetidae. The record is from RefSeq and is a predicted model, not a curated record. Gene Ontology annotation, cellular component: nucleus; cytoplasm; costamere. Gene Ontology annotation, molecular function: protein binding. Gene Ontology annotation, biological process: regulation of RNA splicing.
GGGGAGGGGCUGCGGAGGGGCGGAACUGGUGGGAGGCAACCAGCCCAGGAUUUCUUCUAGACAAGUUUGGAGUCUUCUUCUUCGAGAAGCGGCUGCAUCCCUUCUGCACCCCUUCCCCUUCUGGGCUCAGCCCUGCAACACCUGCCCCCUCGCCACUCAGCAGGAUGGGACAGGAAUUCCAACUGCCCACAUCUUCCUCCCCUUCAUCUCAGCCACUCUGCGAACGGCAUGACUCCUCCCUGUCCGGCCGACAGCUGCAGCAGCAGCAGGAGCCAGGGGCUGAGACUGAAGAGAAUGACUCAGUGACUGAAGGCCCUGUGGGUGAGAUCAUUCGGCCAAGGCCGCAGGGGUCCUCACCUGUUUAUGAGUACACACCUGAAGGUGCUGGCUUUGGAGCCCAGGGAAACAACCAGGGCAGGCGCGGUGCCUCUGGCAGAAGGAGAUCCUGGUGGAAAAGGGAUUCAGGGGGAGCCCCAGGCUUCUCCAGCAUGAAUCAUGCAGAGGAUAUGCAGGAGGCAACCGAAGUGACGCUGACGACUGAGGUAGAGUCAGGAGCCAGUGGCUACAGCGUCACAGGCGGAGGGGACCAGGGCAUCUUUGUCAAGCAAGUGCUGAAGGGCUCCUCCGCUGCAAAACUAUUCAGCCUGAGAGAAGGGGACCAGCUUCUCAGUGCAACCAUUUUCUUUGACCACAUGAAAUAUGAAGACGCCCUGAAAAUCCUACAGUACUCAGAACCAUACAAAGUCCAGUUCACAGUCAAACGGAAACUCUCGGCCAGCAAGAGAGAGGAGUCAGCCAUUGAGCACUCUCAGCAAGACUGGAAAGGCCAGGAGAAACAGGGCCAGGACAAUGCUGAUGGAUACAUGGAGACCCCUACAAAGACUCUCCAGGCAGAUGGAGAUCGAGAAAGACUCAUUUCUAAGUCCAGGGAUGGUCACCAGAGGCGGCCCCAGGACAGACUCUCCUGGCCAAAAUUUCAAGCCUUAAGGAGCAAGCGGGGGACAGGCCCCCGACGUUCACGCAGUUCCUCAGAAGCCUCAGAGCACAUGGACACAUGUGAUGUGUCCCCAACAAGCACAGACACGGAGGCCCAGCUGACAGCUGACAGCCAGGGGCAGAAGUCGGGGUCAGGAAGACGAAGAAGGAGGUUCCUGAACCUGAGAUUUGGGAUGGGUUCAGCACAGGGUGAGCAAACACACAGAGAGCCCCAGGACAGGCAAGAUCAUGCUGGAGAGCUGCAUGAGACCCAGCCACAAGAGGACGAGACGGAGGCAACAGGGCUCAUGCCGACUCGAACUGCGCAGACGCCCAAGGAGGCCAGCCAUUCCAGCUUAGGCAAGGGAGGCCAUGGAGAAAUGGCAGUGAAAACAGACAGACAACAACAGAAGAAAAAGCAGUUAGCAAAACAAGAGAAGAAGACAGUGUGCAAGCUUGGAGCUGAGCCAGGCCAGGGAAGGAGCUGGGAUGAUGAAUGGGAAGAGGUGGAAAGUCUGGAAAUUGGCAUUGCGAGAUUGUCUCUGCAAGACAAACCUGACCAAGGCGGCACACAAGUGUCACUGGGUGACAUGCAAGCCACGGAACGAGGGGUGACCCGGAAGAAGAUGGAGGAGACACAGGCCACGGAAGAAGGUGUGCUGGGGGAGAAGGGACAGAGAGAACUGAGGCACAGGGACAGACAGGAGACACAACAGACAGAGGAACCAAAAGGAGAAACAAUGCACGCCACAGGAAAAGAAGGACUGCAUGGAGACGGAGGUUGGGAAAAAGAACAGAAGGAGAAAGAGGUUGGAGAAGAAGUGACAGAGACAGGACAAUUAAGGGUGAAGAGGCCAAAAUUCAAGAUGCCAUCAUUUGGAUGGUCCCAAACGAAGGAGGUAAUCACCACGCAAAAGGAGAGGAGAGGACCGGACACGAGGGACUAUGAGAAACUAACAGAGGGCAAGGAUGAACACAAAAGUAAAGCUAGGCAGGAAAGAGAAACAACUGAGGAGGAGCAAACAGUACCGCGAGCAGAAAGCAUUGACACGAAAGCAAAAAUCAGAGAAAAACAUGAUGGAACCAAACAAGAAACAAACUUCCAAAUGUCCAAGAUAAAGAUGCCGUCAUUUGGCAUGUCUCCGUCAGGCAAGCCCACCGUGGAGGCCUCGCUGGAGGUGGCUGCCCCCAAACUGAAGGCAGACAUGGCUCUGCCCUCAGUGCAGGGUGACCUCAAGACCCCUCACCUGAGCAUGGAGCUGCCCAAGGUAAACCUGGAGGUCAAGGCUGGCCAUGUGGGCGAAAACCUGACCGAGAGCCAACAGUCCGAGGGUGAGCUGGCCUCAGAAGCUGCUGCUGGUGCCGGCCUCAAGGGCCACCUGCCAAAGGGACAGAUGCCCAGCCUCAAGAUGCCCAGCAUCAAGAUGCCCAAGGUGGACCUGAAGGGGCCACACGUGGACCUGAAGACACCCAAAGUGGACGUGAAAGGCGCCAAGGGCGACGUCAGCGGCCCCGAUCUGGAGGUGUCGCUGCCAGGCGUGGAGGUGGAUAUCCAGACCCCAGGGGCCAAGCUGGAGGGGGACCUCGCCCUGGUCGACAAGGACAUCGCAGCCAAAGACAGCAAGUUCAAGAUGCCCAAGUUCAAGAUGCCCUCUUUUGGCGUUUCCGCGCCAGGCAAGCCCACCGUGGAGGCCUCGCUGGAGGCGGACGUGGCUCUGCCCUCGGUGCAGGGCGACCUCAAGACACCUGACCUGAGCACCAAGCUGCCCUCCGCCGACCUGGAGGUCAAGGCUGGGCAGGUGGGCGUUGAGUUUCCCGAGUUCCAGCAGCCCGAGGGUGAGCUGGCUUCAGAAGCUGCUGCUGGGGCCGGCCUGAAGGGCCACCUGACCAAGGGGCAGAUGCCCAGCCUCAAGAUGCCCAGCAUCAAGAUGCCCAAGGUGGACCUGAAGGGGCCCCACGUGGACCUGAAGGCCCCCAAAGUGGAUGUCAAAGGCGCCAAGGGCGAAGUCAGCGGCCCUGAUGUGGAGGUGUCGCUGCCAGGCGUGGAGGUGGACAUUCAGGCCCCAGGGGCCAAGCUGGAGGGGGACCUCGCGCUGGUCGACAAGGACAUGGCUGCCAAAGACAGCAAGUUCAAGAUGCCCAAGUUCAAGAUGCCCUCUUUCGGCGUUUCCGCGCCUGGCAAGCCCACCGUGGAGGCCUCGCUGGAAGUGACUGCCCCCAAGCUUGAGGCAGACAUGGCUCUGCCCUCAGUGCAGGGCGAGCUCAAGACACCCGACCUGAGCAUUAAGCUGCCCUCCACCGACCUGGAUAUCAAGGCAGGGCAGGUAGACGUUGAGUUGCCAGAGUUCCAGCUGCCCGAGGGUCAGCUGGCCUCAGAGGCUGCCGCUGGCUCCGGGCUCAAGGGCCACCUGCCCAAGGUUCAGAUACCCAGCCUCAAGAUGCCCAAGGUGGACCUGAAGGGGCCCCACGUGGAACUGAAGGCCCCAAAAGUGGACGUGACAGUCGCCAAAGGAGAGGUGAUCGGCCACGACUUGGAGGUGUCCCUGCCCAGCGUGGAGGUGGACAUCCAGGCCCCGGGAACCAAGCUGGAAGGAGACCUGACCCAAGCCCACAGGGACGUGGCCAGCAAAGACAGCAAGUUCAAGAUGCCCAAGUUCAAGAUGCCCUCCUUUGGAGUGUCUGCGCCUGGCAAGCCCGCUUUGGAGGCCUCGCUGGAGGUGGCCGCCCCCAAGCUGGAGGCUGACGUGGCUCUUCCCUCGGUGCAGGGCGAGCUCAAGACCACUGACCUGAGCAUGCAGCUCCCCUCCACCGACCUGGAGGUCAAGGCAGGGCAGGUGGACGUCGAGCUGCCUGAGUUCCAGCUGUCCGAGGGUGAGCUGUCUUCAGAGGCUGCCGCUGGUGCCGGCCUCAAGGGCCACAUGCCCAAGGGGCAGAUGCCCAGCCUCAAGAUGCCCAGCAUCAAGAUGCCCAAGGUGGACCUGAAGGGGCCACACGUGGACCUGAAGACACCCAAAGUGGACGUGAAAGGCGCCAAGGGCGACGUCAGCGGCCCCGAUCUGGAGGUGUCGCUGCCAGGCGUGGAGGUGGAUAUCCAGACCCCAGGGGCCAAGCUGGAGGGGGACCUCGCCCUGGUCGACAAGGACAUCGCAGCCAAAGACAGCAAGUUCAAGAUGCCCAAGUUCAAGAUGCCCUCUUUUGGCGUUUCCGCGCCAGGCAAGCCCACCGUGGAGGCCUCGCUGGAGGCGGACGUGGCUCUGCCCUCGGUGCAGGGCGACCUCAAGACACCUGACCUGAGCACCAAGCUGCCCUCCGCCGACCUGGAGGUCAAGGCUGGGCAGGUGGGCGUUGAGUUUCCCGAGUUCCAGCAGCCCGAGGGUGAGCUGGCUUCAGAAGCUGCUGCUGGGGCCGGCCUGAAGGGCCACCUGACCAAGGGGCAGAUGCCCAGCCUCAAGAUGCCCAGCAUCAAGAUGCCCAAGGUGGACCUGAAGGGGCCCCACGUGGACCUGAAGGCCCCCAAAGUGGAUGUCAAAGGCGCCAAGGGCGAAGUCAGCGGCCCUGAUGUGGAGGUGUCGCUGCCAGGCGUGGAGGUGGACAUUCAGGCCCCAGGGGCCAAGCUGGAGGGGGACCUCGCGCUGGUCGACAAGGACAUGGCUGCCAAAGACAGCAAGUUCAAGAUGCCCAAGUUCAAGAUGCCCUCUUUCGGCGUUUCCGCGCCUGGCAAGCCCACCGUGGAGGCCUCGCUGGAAGUGACUGCCCCCAAGCUUGAGGCAGACAUGGCUCUGCCCUCAGUGCAGGGCGAGCUCAAGACACCCGACCUGAGCAUUAAGCUGCCCUCCACCGACCUGGAUAUCAAGGCAGGGCAGGUAGACGUUGAGUUGCCAGAGUUCCAGCUGCCCGAGGGUCAGCUGGCCUCAGAGGCUGCCGCUGGCUCCGGGCUCAAGGGCCACCUGCCCAAGGUUCAGAUACCCAGCCUCAAGAUGCCCAAGGUGGACCUGAAGGGGCCCCACGUGGAACUGAAGGCCCCAAAAGUGGACGUGACAGUCGCCAAAGGAGAGGUGAUCGGCCACGACUUGGAGGUGUCCCUGCCCAGCGUGGAGGUGGACAUCCAGGCCCCGGGAACCAAGCUGGAAGGAGACCUGACCCAAGCCCACAGGGACGUGGCCAGCAAAGACAGCAAGUUCAAGAUGCCCAAGUUCAAGAUGCCCUCCUUUGGAGUGUCUGCGCCUGGCAAGCCCGCUUUGGAGGCCUCGCUGGAGGUGGCCGCCCCCAAGCUGGAGGCUGACGUGGCUCUUCCCUCGGUGCAGGGCGAGCUCAAGACCACUGACCUGAGCAUGCAGCUCCCCUCCACCGACCUGGAGGUCAAGGCAGGGCAGGUGGACGUCGAGCUGCCUGAGUUCCAGCUGUCCGAGGGUGAGCUGGCCUCAGAAGCUGCCGCUGGUGCCGGCCUCAAGGGCCACAUGCCCAAGGGGCAGAUGCCCAGCCUCAAGAUGCCCAGCAUCAAGAUGCCCAAGGUGGACCUGAAGGGGCCACACGUGGACCUGAAGACACCCAAAGUGGACGUGAAAGGCGCCAAGGGCGACGUCAGCGGCCCCGAUCUGGAGGUGUCGCUGCCAGGCGUGGAGGUGGAUAUCCAGACCCCAGGGGCCAAGCUGGAGGGGGACCUCGCCCUGGUCGACAAGGACAUCGCAGCCAAAGACAGCAAGUUCAAGAUGCCCAAGUUCAAGAUGCCCUCUUUUGGCGUUUCCGCGCCAGGCAAGCCCACCGUGGAGGCCUCGCUGGAGGCGGACGUGGCUCUGCCCUCGGUGCAGGGCGACCUCAAGACACCUGACCUGAGCACCAAGCUGCCCUCCGCCGACCUGGAGGUCAAGGCUGGGCAGGUGGGCGUUGAGUUUCCCGAGUUCCAGCAGCCCGAGGGUGAGCUGGCUUCAGAAGCUGCUGCUGGGGCCGGCCUGAAGGGCCACCUGACCAAGGGGCAGAUGCCCAGCCUCAAGAUGCCCAGCAUCAAGAUGCCCAAGGUGGACCUGAAGGGGCCCCACGUGGACCUGAAGGCCCCCAAAGUGGAUGUCAAAGGCGCCAAGGGCGAAGUCAGCGGCCCUGAUGUGGAGGUGUCGCUGCCAGGCGUGGAGGUGGACAUUCAGGCCCCAGGGGCCAAGCUGGAGGGGGACCUCGCGCUGGUCGACAAGGACAUGGCUGCCAAAGACAGCAAGUUCAAGAUGCCCAAGUUCAAGAUGCCCUCUUUCGGCGUUUCCGCGCCUGGCAAGCCCACCGUGGAGGCCUCGCUGGAAGUGACUGCCCCCAAGCUUGAGGCAGACAUGGCUCUGCCCUCAGUGCAGGGCGAGCUCAAGACACCCGACCUGAGCAUUAAGCUGCCCUCCACCGACCUGGAUAUCAAGGCAGGGCAGGUAGACGUUGAGUUGCCAGAGUUCCAGCUGCCCGAGGGUCAGCUGGCCUCAGAGGCUGCCGCUGGCUCCGGGCUCAAGGGCCACCUGCCCAAGGUUCAGAUACCCAGCCUCAAGAUGCCCAAGGUGGACCUGAAGGGGCCCCACGUGGAACUGAAGGCCCCAAAAGUGGACGUGACAGUCGCCAAAGGAGAGGUGAUCGGCCACGACUUGGAGGUGUCCCUGCCCAGCGUGGAGGUGGACAUCCAGGCCCCGGGAACCAAGCUGGAAGGAGACCUGACCCAAGCCCACAGGGACGUGGCCAGCAAAGACAGCAAGUUCAAGAUGCCCAAGUUCAAGAUGCCCUCCUUUGGAGUGUCUGCGCCUGGCAAGCCCGCUUUGGAGGCCUCGCUGGAGGUGGCCGCCCCCAAGCUGGAGGCUGACGUGGCUCUUCCCUCGGUGCAGGGCGAGCUCAAGACCACUGACCUGAGCAUGCAGCUCCCCUCCACCGACCUGGAGGUCAAGGCAGGGCAGGUGGACGUCGAGCUGCCUGAGUUCCAGCUGUCCGAGGGUGAGCUGGCCUCAGAAGCUGCCGCUGGUGCCGGCCUCAAGGGCCACAUGCCCAAGGGGCAGAUGCCCAGCCUCAAGAUGCCCAGCAUCAAGAUGCCCAAGGUGGACCUGAAGGGGCCACACGUGGACCUGAAGACACCCAAAGUGGACGUGAAAGGCGCCAAGGGCGACGUCAGCGGCCCCGAUCUGGAGGUGUCGCUGCCAGGCGUGGAGGUGGAUAUCCAGACCCCAGGGGCCAAGCUGGAGGGGGACCUCGCCCUGGUCGACAAGGACAUCGCAGCCAAAGACAGCAAGUUCAAGAUGCCCAAGUUCAAGAUGCCCUCUUUUGGCGUUUCCGCGCCAGGCAAGCCCACCGUGGAGGCCUCGCUGGAGGCGGACGUGGCUCUGCCCUCGGUGCAGGGCGACCUCAAGACACCUGACCUGAGCACCAAGCUGCCCUCUGCCGACCUGGAGGUCAAGGCUGGGCAGGUGGGCGUUGAGUUUCCCGAGUUCCAGCAGCCCGAGGGUGAGCUGGCUUCAGAAGCUGCUGCUGGGGCCGGCCUGAAGGGCCACCUGACCAAGGGGCAGAUGCCCAGCCUCAAGAUGCCCAGCAUCAAGAUGCCCAAGGUGGACCUGAAGGGGCCCCACGUGGACCUGAAGGCCCCCAAAGUGGAUGUCAAAGGCGCCAAGGGCGAAGUCAGCGGCCCUGAUGUGGAGGUGUCGCUGCCAGGCGUGGAGGUGGACAUUCAGGCCCCAGGGGCCAAGCUGGAGGGGGACCUCGCGCUGGUCGACAAGGACAUGGCUGCCAAAGACAGCAAGUUCAAGAUGCCCAAGUUCAAGAUGCCCUCUUUCGGCGUUUCCGCGCCUGGCAAGCCCACCGUGGAGGCCUCGCUGGAAGUGACUGCCCCCAAGCUUGAGGCAGACAUGGCUCUGCCCUCAGUGCAGGGCGAGCUCAAGACACCCGACCUGAGCAUUAAGCUGCCCUCCACCGACCUGGAUAUCAAGGCAGGGCAGGUAGACGUUGAGUUGCCAGAGUUCCAGCUGCCCGAGGGUCAGCUGGCCUCAGAGGCUGCCGCUGGCUCCGGGCUCAAGGGCCACCUGCCCAAGGUUCAGAUACCCAGCCUCAAGAUGCCCAAGGUGGACCUGAAGGGGCCCCACGUGGAACUGAAGGCCCCAAAAGUGGACGUGACAGUCGCCAAAGGAGAGGUGAUCGGCCACGACUUGGAGGUGUCCCUGCCCAGCGUGGAGGUGGACAUCCAGGCCCCGGGAACCAAGCUGGAAGGAGACCUGACCCAAGCCCACAGGGACGUGGCCAGCAAAGACAGCAAGUUCAAGAUGCCCAAGUUCAAGAUGCCCUCCUUUGGAGUGUCUGCGCCUGGCAAGCCCGCUUUGGAGGCCUCGCUGGAGGUGGCCGCCAAGCUGGAGGCUGACGUGGCUCUUCCCUCGGUGCAGGGCGAGCUCAAGACCACUGACCUGAGCAUGCAGCUCCCCUCCACCGACCUGGAGGUCAAGGCAGGGCAGGUGGACGUCGAGCUGCCUGAGUUCCAGCUGUCCGAGGGUGAGCUGGCCUCAGAAGCUGCCGCUGGUGCCGGCCUCAAGGGCCACAUGCCCAAGGGGCAGAUGCCCAGCCUCAAGAUGCCCAGCAUCAAGAUGCCCAAGGUGGACCUGAAGGGGCCACACGUGGACCUGAAGACACCCAAAGUGGACGUGAAAGGCGCCAAGGGCGACGUCAGCGGCCCCGAUCUGGAGGUGUCGCUGCCAGGCGUGGAGGUGGAUAUCCAGACCCCAGGGGCCAAGCUGGAGGGGGACCUCGCCCUGGUCGACAAGGACAUCGCAGCCAAAGACAGCAAGUUCAAGAUGCCCAAGUUCAAGAUGCCCUCUUUUGGCGUUUCCGCGCCAGGCAAGCCCACCGUGGAGGCCUCGCUGGAGGCGGACGUGGCUCUGCCCUCGGUGCAGGGCGACCUCAAGACACCUGACCUGAGCACCAAGCUGCCCUCCGCCGACCUGGAGGUCAAGGCUGGGCAGGUGGGCGUUGAGUUUCCCGAGUUCCAGCAGCCCGAGGGUGAGCUGGCUUCAGAAGCUGCUGCUGGGGCCGGCCUGAAGGGCCACCUGACCAAGGGGCAGAUGCCCAGCCUCAAGAUGCCCAGCAUCAAGAUGCCCAAGGUGGACCUGAAGGGGCCCCACGUGGACCUGAAGGCCCCCAAAGUGGAUGUCAAAGGCGCCAAGGGCGAAGUCAGCGGCCCUGAUGUGGAGGUGUCGCUGCCAGGCGUGGAGGUGGACAUUCAGGCCCCAGGGGCCAAGCUGGAGGGGGACCUCGCCCUGGUCGACAAGGACAUCGCAGCCAAAGACAGCAAGUUCAAGAUGCCCAAGUUCAAGAUGCCCUCUUUUGGCGUUUCCGCGCCAGGCAAGCCCACCGUGGAGGCCUCGCUGGAGGCGGACGUGGCUCUGCCCUCGGUGCAGGGCGACCUCAAGACACCUGACCUGAGCACCAAGCUGCCCUCCGCCGACCUGGAGGUCAAGGCUGGGCAGGUGGGCGUUGAGUUUCCCGAGUUCCAGCAGCCCGAGGGUGAGCUGGCUUCAGAAGCUGCUGCUGGGGCCGGCCUGAAGGGCCACCUGACCAAGGGGCAGAUGCCCAGCCUCAAGAUGCCCAGCAUCAAGAUGCCCAAGGUGGACCUGAAGGGGCCCCACGUGGACCUGAAGGCCCCCAAAGUGGAUGUCAAAGGCGCCAAGGGCGAAGUCAGCGGCCCUGAUGUGGAGGUGUCGCUGCCAGGCGUGGAGGUGGACAUUCAGGCCCCAGGGGCCAAGCUGGAGGGGGACCUCGCGCUGGUCGACAAGGACAUGGCUGCCAAAGACAGCAAGUUCAAGAUGCCCAAGUUCAAGAUGCCCUCUUUCGGCGUUUCCGCGCCUGGCAAGCCCACCGUGGAGGCCUCGCUGGAAGUGACUGCCCCCAAGCUUGAGGCAGACAUGGCUCUGCCCUCAGUGCAGGGCGAGCUCAAGACACCCGACCUGAGCAUUAAGCUGCCCUCCACCGACCUGGAUAUCAAGGCAGGGCAGGUAGACGUUGAGUUGCCAGAGUUCCAGCUGCCCGAGGGUCAGCUGGCCUCAGAGGCUGCCGCUGGCUCCGGGCUCAAGGGCCACCUGCCCAAGGUUCAGAUACCCAGCCUCAAGAUGCCCAAGGUGGACCUGAAGGGGCCCCACGUGGAACUGAAGGCCCCAAAAGUGGACGUGACAGUCGCCAAAGGAGAGGUGAUCGGCCACGACUUGGAGGUGUCCCUGCCCAGCGUGGAGGUGGACAUCCAGGCCCCGGGAACCAAGCUGGAAGGAGACCUGACCCAAGCCCACAGGGACGUGGCCAGCAAAGACAGCAAGUUCAAGAUGCCCAAGUUCAAGAUGCCCUCCUUUGGAGUGUCUGCGCCUGGCAAGCCCGCUUUGGAGGCCUCGCUGGAGGUGGCCGCCCCCAAGCUGGAGGCUGACGUGGCUCUUCCCUCGGUGCAGGGCGAGCUCAAGACCACUGACCUGAGCAUGCAGCUCCCCUCCACCGACCUGGAGGUCAAGGCAGGGCAGGUGGACGUCGAGCUGCCUGAGUUCCAGCUGUCCGAGGGUGAGCUGGCCUCAGAAGCUGCCGCUGGUGCCGGCCUCAAGGGCCACAUGCCCAAGGGGCAGAUGCCCAGCCUCAAGAUGCCCAGCAUCAAGAUGCCCAAGGUGGACCUGAAGGGGCCACACGUGGACCUGAAGACACCCAAAGUGGACGUGAAAGGCGCCAAGGGCGACGUCAGCGGCCCCGAUCUGGAGGUGUCGCUGCCAGGCGUGGAGGUGGAUAUCCAGACCCCAGGGGCCAAGCUGGAGGGGGACCUCGCCCUGGUCGACAAGGACAUCGCAGCCAAAGACAGCAAGUUCAAGAUGCCCAAGUUCAAGAUGCCCUCUUUUGGCGUUUCCGCGCCAGGCAAGCCCACCGUGGAGGCCUCGCUGGAGGCGGACGUGGCUCUGCCCUCGGUGCAGGGCGACCUCAAGACACCUGACCUGAGCACCAAGCUGCCCUCCGCCGACCUGGAGGUCAAGGCUGGGCAGGUGGGCGUUGAGUUUCCCGAGUUCCAGCAGCCCGAGGGUGAGCUGGCUUCAGAAGCUGCUGCUGGGGCCGGCCUGAAGGGCCACCUGACCAAGGGGCAGAUGCCCAGCCUCAAGAUGCCCAGCAUCAAGAUGCCCAAGGUGGACCUGAAGGGGCCCCACGUGGACCUGAAGGCCCCCAAAGUGGAUGUCAAAGGCGCCAAGGGCGAAGUCAGCGGCCCUGAUGUGGAGGUGUCGCUGCCAGGCGUGGAGGUGGACAUUCAGGCCCCAGGGGCCAAGCUGGAGGGGGACCUCGCGCUGGUCGACAAGGACAUGGCUGCCAAAGACAGCAAGUUCAAGAUGCCCAAGUUCAAGAUGCCCUCUUUCGGCGUUUCCGCGCCUGGCAAGCCCACCGUGGAGGCCUCGCUGGAAGUGACUGCCCCCAAGCUUGAGGCAGACAUGGCUCUGCCCUCAGUGCAGGGCGAGCUCAAGACACCCGACCUGAGCAUUAAGCUGCCCUCCACCGACCUGGAUAUCAAGGCAGGGCAGGUAGACGUUGAGUUGCCAGAGUUCCAGCUGCCCGAGGGUCAGCUGGCCUCAGAGGCUGCCGCUGGCUCCGGGCUCAAGGGCCACCUGCCCAAGGUUCAGAUACCCAGCCUCAAGAUGCCCAAGGUGGACCUGAAGGGGCCCCACGUGGAACUGAAGGCCCCAAAAGUGGACGUGACAGUCGCCAAAGGAGAGGUGAUCGGCCACGACUUGGAGGUGUCCCUGCCCAGCGUGGAGGUGGACAUCCAGGCCCCGGGAACCAAGCUGGAAGGAGACCUGACCCAAGCCCACAGGGACGUGGCCAGCAAAGACAGCAAGUUCAAGAUGCCCAAGUUCAAGAUGCCCUCCUUUGGAGUGUCUGCGCCUGGCAAGCCCGCUUUGGAGGCCUCGCUGGAGGUGGCCGCCCCCAAGCUGGAGGCUGACGUGGCUCUUCCCUCGGUGCAGGGCGAGCUCAAGACCACUGACCUGAGCAUGCAGCUCCCCUCCACCGACCUGGAGGUCAAGGCAGGGCAGGUGGACGUCGAGCUGCCUGAGUUCCAGCUGUCCGAGGGUGAGCUGGCCUCAGAGGCUGCCGCUGGUGCCGGCCUCAAGGGCCACAUGCCCAAGGGGCAGAUGCCCAGCCUCAAGAUGCCCAGCAUCAAGAUGCCCAAGGUGGACCUGAAGGGGCCACACGUGGACCUGAAGACACCCAAAGUGGACGUGAAAGGCGCCAAGGGCGACGUCAGCGGCCCCGAUCUGGAGGUGUCGCUGCCAGGCGUGGAGGUGGAUAUCCAGACCCCAGGGGCCAAGCUGGAGGGGGACCUCGCCCUGGUCGACAAGGACAUCGCAGCCAAAGACAGCAAGUUCAAGAUGCCCAAGUUCAAGAUGCCCUCUUUUGGCGUUUCCGCGCCAGGCAAGACCACCGUGGAGGCCUCGCUGGAGGCGGACGUGGCUCUGCCCUCGGUGCAGGGCGACCUCAAGACACCUGACCUGAGCACCAAGCUGCCCUCUGCCGACCUGGAGGUCAAGGCUGGGCAGGUGGGCGUUGAGUUUCCCGAGUUCCAGCAGCCCGAGGGUGAGCUGGCUUCAGAAGCUGCUGCUGGGGCCGGCCUGAAGGGCCACCUGACCAAGGGGCAGAUGCCCAGCCUCAAGAUGCCCAGCAUCAAGAUGCCCAAGGUGGACCUGAAGGGGCCCCACGUGGACCUGAAGGCCCCCAAAGUGGAUGUCAAAGGCGCCAAGGGCGAAGUCAGCGGCCCUGAUGUGGAGGUGUCGCUGCCAGGCGUGGAGGUGGACAUUCAGGCCCCAGGGGCCAAGCUGGAGGGGGACCUCGCGCUGGUCGACAAGGACAUGGCUGCCAAAGACAGCAAGUUCAAGAUGCCCAAGUUCAAGAUGCCCUCUUUCGGCGUUUCCGCGCCUGGCAAGCCCACCGUGGAGGCCUCGCUGGAAGUGACUGCCCCCAAGCUUGAGGCAGACAUGGCUCUGCCCUCAGUGCAGGGCGAGCUCAAGACACCCGACCUGAGCAUUAAGCUGCCCUCCACCGACCUGGAUAUCAAGGCAGGGCAGGUAGACGUUGAGUUGCCAGAGUUCCAGCUGCCCGAGGGUCAGCUGGCCUCAGAGGCUGCCGCUGGCUCCGGGCUCAAGGGCCACCUGCCCAAGGUUCAGAUACCCAGCCUCAAGAUGCCCAAGGUGGACCUGAAGGGGCCCCACGUGGAACUGAAGGCCCCAAAAGUGGACGUGACAGUCGCCAAAGGAGAGGUGAUCGGCCACGACUUGGAGGUGUCCCUGCCCAGCGUGGAGGUGGACAUCCAGGCCCCGGGAACCAAGCUGGAAGGAGACCUGACCCAAGCCCACAGGGACGUGGCCAGCAAAGACAGCAAGUUCAAGAUGCCCAAGUUCAAGAUGCCCUCCUUUGGAGUGUCUGCGCCUGGCAAGCCCGCUUUGGAGGCCUCGCUGGAGGUGGCCGCCCCCAAGCUGGAGGCUGACGUGGCUCUUCCCUCGGUGCAGGGCGAGCUCAAGACCACUGACCUGAGCAUGCAGCUCCCCUCCACCGACCUGGAGGUCAAGGCAGGGCAGGUGGACGUCGAGCUGCCUGAGUUCCAGCUGUCCGAGGGUGAGCUGUCUUCAGAGGCUGCCGCUGGUGCCGGCCUCAAGGGCCACAUGCCCAAGGGGCAGAUGCCCAGCCUCAAGAUGCCCAGCAUCAAGAUGCCCAAGGUGGACCUGAAGGGGCCACACGUGGACCUGAAGACACCCAAAGUGGACGUGAAAGGCGGCAAGGGCGACGUCAGCGGCCCCGAUCUGGAGGUGUCGCUGCCAGGCGUGGAGGUGGAUAUCCAGACCCCAGGGGCCAAGCUGGAGGGGGACCUCGCCCUGGUCGACAAGGACAUCGCAGCCAAAGACAGCAAGUUCAAGAUGCCCAAGUUCAAGAUGCCCUCUUUUGGCGUUUCCGCGCCAGGCAAGCCCACCGAGGAGGCCUCGCUGGAGGCGGACGUGGCUCUGCCCUCGGUGCAGGGCGACCUCAAGACACCUGACCUGAGCACCAAGCUGCCCUCCGCCGACCUGGAGGUCAAGGCUGGGCAGGUGGGCGUUGAGUUUCCCGAGUUCCAGCAGCCCGAGGGUGAGCUGGCUUCAGAAGCUGCUGCUGGGGCCGGCCUGAAGGGCCACCUGACCAAGGGGCAGAUGCCCAGCCUCAAGAUGCCCAGCAUCAAGAUGCCCAAGGUGGACCUGAAGGGGCCCCACGUGGACCUGAAGGCCCCCAAAGUGGAUGUCAAAGGCGCCAAGGGCGAAGUCAGCGGCCCUGAUGUGGAGGUGUCGCUGCCAGGCGUGGAGGUGGACAUUCAGGCCCCAGGGGCCAAGCUGGAGGGGGACCUCGCGCUGGUCGACAAGGACAUGGCUGCCAAAGACAGCAAGUUCAAGAUGCCCAAGUUCAAGAUGCCCUCUUUCGGCGUUUCCGCGCCUGGCAAGCCCACCGUGGAGGCCUCGCUGGAAGUGACUGCCCCCAAGCUUGAGGCAGACAUGGCUCUGCCCUCAGUGCAGGGCGAGCUCAAGACACCCGACCUGAGCAUUAAGCUGCCCUCCACCGACCUGGAUAUCAAGGCAGGGCAGGUAGACGUUGAGUUGCCAGAGUUCCAGCUGCCCGAGGGUCAGCUGGCCUCAGAGGCUGCCGCUGGCUCCGGGCUCAAGGGCCACCUGCCCAAGGUUCAGAUACCCAGCCUCAAGAUGCCCAAGGUGGACCUGAAGGGGCCCCACGUGGAACUGAAGGCCCCAAAAGUGGACGUGACAGUCGCCAAAGGAGAGGUGAUCGGCCACGACUUGGAGGUGUCCCUGCCCAGCGUGGAGGUGGACAUCCAGGCCCCGGGAACCAAGCUGGAAGGAGACCUGACCCAAGCCCACAGGGACGUGGCCAGCAAAGACAGCAAGUUCAAGAUGCCCAAGUUCAAGAUGCCCUCCUUUGGAGUGUCUGCGCCUGGCAAGCCCGCUUUGGAGGCCUCGCUGGAGGUGGCCGCCCCCAAGCUGGAGGCUGACGUGGCUCUUCCCUCGGUGCAGGGCGAGCUCAAGACCACUGACCUGAGCAUGCAGCUCCCCUCCACCGACCUGGAGGUCAAGGCAGGGCAGGUGGACGUCGAGCUGCCUGAGUUCCAGCUGUCCGAGGGUGAGCUGGCCUCAGAGGCUGCCGCUGGUGCCGGCCUCAAGGGCCACAUGCCCAAGGGGCAGAUGCCCAGCCUCAAGAUGCCCAGCAUCAAGAUGCCCAAGGUGGACCUGAAGGGGCCACACGUGGACCUGAAGACACCCAAAGUGGACGUGAAAGGCGGCAAGGGCGACGUCAGCGGCCCCGAUCUGGAGGUGUCGCUGCCAGGCGUGGAGGUGGAUAUCCAGACCCCAGGGGCCAAGCUGGAGGGGGACCUCGCCCUGGUCGACAAGGACAUCGCAGCCAAAGACAGCAAGUUCAAGAUGCCCAAGUUCAAGAUGCCCUCUUUCGGCGUUUCCGCGCCAGGCAAGCCCACCGUGGAGGCCUCGCUGGAGGCGGACGUGGCUCUGCCCUCGGUGCAGGGCGACCUCAAGACACCUGACCUGAGCACCAAGCUGCCCUCCGCCGACCUGGAGGUCAAGGCUGGGCAGGUGGGCGUUGAGUUUCCCGAGUUCCAGCAGCCCGAGGGUGAGCUGGCUUCAGAAGCUGCUGCUGGGGCCGGCCUGAAGGGCCACCUGACCAAGGGGCAGAUGCCCAGCCUCAAGAUGCCCAGCAUCAAGAUGCCCAAGGUGGACCUGAAGGGGCCCCACGUGAACCUGAAGGCCCCCAAAGUGGAUGUCAAAGGCGCCAAGGGCGAAGUCAGCGGCCCUGAUGUGGAGGUGUCGCUGCCAGGCGUGGAGGUGGACAUUCAGGCCCCAGGGGCCAAGCUGGAGGGGGACCUCGCGCUGGUCGACAAGGACAUGGCUGCCAAAGACAGCAAGUUCAAGAUGCCCAAGUUCAAGAUGCCCUCUUUCGGCGUUUCCGCGCCUGGCAAGCCCACCGUGGAGGCCUCGCUGGAAGUGACUGCCCCCAAGCUUGAGGCAGACAUGGCUCUGCCCUCAGUGCAGGGCGAGCUCAAGACACCCGACCUGAGCAUUAAGCUGCCCUCCACCGACCUGUAUAUCAAGGCAGGGCAGGUAGACGUUGAGUUGCCAGAGUUCCAGCUGCCCGAGGGUCAGCUGGCCUCAGAGGCUGCCGCUGGCUCCGGGCUCAAGGGCCACCUGCCCAAGGUUCAGAUACCCAGCCUCAAGAUGCCCAAGGUGGACCUGAAGGGGCCCCACGUGGAACUGAAGGCCCCAAAAGUGGACGUGACAGUCGCCAAAGGAGAGGUGAUCGGCCACGACUUGGAGGUGUCCCUGCCCAGCGUGGAGGUGGACAUCCAGGCCCCGGGAACCAAGCUGGAAGGAGACCUGACCCAAGCCCACAGGGACGUGGCCAGCAAAGACAGCAAGUUCAAGAUGCCCAAGUUCAAGAUGCCCUCCUUUGGAGUGUCUGCGCCUGGCAAGCCCGCUUUGGAGGCCUCGCUGGAGGUGGCCGCCCCCAAGCUGGAGGCUGACGUGGCUCUUCCCUCGGUGCAGGGCGAGCUCAAGACCACUGACCUGAGCAUGCAGCUCCCCUCCACCGACCUGGAGGUCAAGGCAGGGCAGGUGGACGUCGAGCUGCCUGAGUUCCAGCUGUCCGAGGGUGAGCUGUCUUCAGAGGCUGCUGAUGGUGCCGGCCUCAAAGUCCACCUGCCAAAGGGGCAGAUGCCCAGCAUCAAGAUGCCUAAGGUGCACCUGAAGGGGCCACACCUGGACCUGAAGGCCCCCAAAAUGGAUGUGAAGUCUGCCAAGGGCGAGUUGAGUGUCCCUGCUGCGGAGGUCUCCCAGCCCGGUGUGAAGCUGGUUAUCCAGGCCCCUGGGGCCAAGCUGGAGAGUGACCUGUCCCAAGCCCACAAGGACAUGUCCACCAAAGACAGCAAGUUCAAGAUGCCCAAGUUCAAGAUGCCCUCUUUCGGAAUGUCCAUGCCUGGCAAACCCACCGUGGAGGAUGCCUCGCUGGAGGUGGCUACCCUCAAGGUGGAGGCGGUCGUGCCCCUUCCCUCGGUGCAGGGCGAGCUCAAGACCACUGACCUGAGCAUGCAGCUCCCCUCCACCGACCUGGAGGUCAAGGCAGGGCAGGUGGACGUCGAGCUGCCUGAGUUCCAGCUGUCUGAGGGUGAGCUGGCUGCAGAUUCUGCUGCUGGUGCCAGCCUCAAGAGACCCAUUCCCAAGGGGCAGAUGCCCAGCCUCCAGAUGCCCAAGGUGGACAUGAAGGGCCCCCAUGUGGACCUGAAGGCCCCCAAAGUGGAUGUGAAGGGCGCCAAGGGCGAGCCAAUCUCAGCUGCCACUGAGUCUCCUGUGUCUGAGUGCAUCCUCAGUUCCUCUGCGAAUCCUCCAUCAUCGGAAGGUUCUUUGGUUGCUGAGGUUCAAUCUUCGGACUCUUCUCUUUGUCAUGAUUUUGAAAGAUCAUCAUUUGGGUCUACAAUUAGUCACCCCCUUGAGGCAUCCCAUCCAGAAGGAAAGGGAAGUUCCUUCCGAUUGCCAGGCAUACAGCUCCGCCCGUUUAAUCUGUCUCCUAAGAAGCAGACAGGGUCUCCAGCUGAUCCUGAGACCCAGCAUGUGGAACCCGUGUCCAGCGUUGGUUCCUCUAUAGUUGAAAUGGAGACUCAAGUUGGUACUCAUGCUUCCACAGUGGAGUGUCAACCGCAUCCCUCUACGGAGAAGGAAAUUGAGAAGGGGAGAAGCCGUAAGCUCAGCUUUUCCAUGCCACGAUUUGGACUACCCAAGAUAAAGGGUCCCAAGGGGCGGGCUGGCGUGCCACAGGGAGAAGUGAAGCCUUCCCUCCCGGGCACCACAUCUGGAGGUGACUUGGUAGCCCUACAAUCCCCUGUCAGUGAUACCGAGGUUGGGGGCAGUCUUUCAAAAGAUGUCCCUGCUGGGGCUUGCAUCAGCUCCCUCUCCAUGACAGCAGAGGUGGCUGGGUCCAAAGCUGGUGUUCCACCUGUCCAAGGUGUCCCUGAUGUCCGAGGUGACAGCAGGAGUCCGAUGUUGGUGGGUGUGUCUGCAAGCCAGCCGCUUGGGGCACUGGCUCCACCUGUAGCGGGAGCCGUGCAGCCAUCCUGCAGACACGGAGGUAACACGCCCGCCAUGGAAAGCCCUGUGAUGGACCCCCCUGCAAAAGAGAUGUCAGCAGACUCCCAGGAGCGCUGGUUCAAAAUGCCCAAGUUCCGGGUUCCCGGUUUCAGGCGCUCCUCCUCCAAGGAGCGAGAUGGGACUGGGGAACAGGAAGGUACUCAGAGCCCAGUCGCCAGCAAAGCUUUAGAGGCAGAGGUAGCAACGGCCACUGUGCAACUAUCCCAUGUGCCUGAGACCAAGUUAGAGGCACAUGUCUCCCUGAGGCCCCCAGAGGGACGGACCAGUGUGAAGAGCCCAGAAAGCCCCACGUAUGCAGAUGUUGUGAAGCGUGAUCUCCACGGAACAGGCUCUAGGCUGCACAGCCCCACUGCGUCAAUGUCCCAGACACAUGUCCCCACUCCUGAGUUAGGGACCCAUCCAGCCAAAGACUCCUUCUCUCCUGAGAUGUCUGGCGUGAGAGUCUCAGAAGCCCAGCUUCCUCCGGAAGGAAUAGGCAAGCAGCAGCAUCCUGAGCCAGGAGGAGACAUUCUUGCUGAGGUGGAGGCUAGAACAGAGAGCUGUCCUUCCCAGCCCCAAGGGCCUCUGAGGCUGAAGGCUUCCCUCACCGAUAUGCCGUCCCAGGUCUCUGUGGUGAGCACAGGUCAGCUCUGGGAGGAUUCCGUGUUGACUGUAACAUUCCCCAAACUAAAGGUACCCAAGUUCUCCUUCAAUGUCUCCAGCUCUGAGGCUGAUGUAUUCUUCCCUGUGGUGAGGAAGGCACAAUGUUCAGAGGGCAGCACUGGCGACACCUCACACAAAGCCAGUCUUGGGCUCUGGGAAGCCAGUCUUCUAAAGACCGGAGCUGAGGAUUCUAGAGAGCCACCAGCAAGCCUUGAGCAAGCCUCGGAAGCAUCCCCGAUUUCUAAGGUCAGAGUGCACAUUCAGGGGUCUCAAGCCGACAGUCAAGAAGUCACCAUUUGCCACAGGGUGGAACGAGAGGGUGCUGAUUCCUCCGCACGCCAAGCCUUUUCUACUCAGAUCGUGAGGGAGUCAGAGAUUCCGGCUUCUACAAUUCAGACUCCUUCUUACGGGUUUUCUUUACUGAAAGUGAAAAUCCCAGAGCCCCCUGUGCAGGGUAGUGUUUAUACGGUGAUUCCUGAUUCCCAGGCACAGGAGGAGGGCUUGGGUGCAGCUCCCACACCAGGUGCUGCUGGGAGACAUUCCAUCCCUGGCGAUGUCCCACCUGAUGCCGGCGAACCGUUUGAAAUGAUCUCGUCCAGUGCUGGCAUGCCACCGAGGUCACUCACACCCGAGCUGCCCCCUGGGCCCCAGCCUGCAGACAACACCUCUGAUGAGGAACCAGCGGAAAUUCUUGAGUUCCCUGAGGACAGCCAGGAGGUAAAGCCCCCUGAGAUGGUUACUACACAGAAGCCAGACGGCAAAAAGUCCAGCCUGCUGUGGUCCUGGCUUCCGAGCAUCGGGUUCUCCUCUGUGGAAGAGGCUGCUGAUUCCAGAGACACCACCCAAAGACCUGCUCCUGUCCACAUGCAACCUGCAGCUCGCCUGGACCCCGAACUGCCCAGGAAGCAGGAGAAGUCGGGCUGGUUCCGGUUUCCCAAGUUAGGGUUCUCCUCUUCACCUACCAAGAAGAGCAGAAGUGUGGAAGACGAGGAAGGUCAGGCAGAGGCGAAACCCCAGGAAGAAACUGUCACCUUUUUUGAUGCCCGAGAAAGCUUCUCUCCCGAGGAGGAGGAGGAACCCAAGCCAGAGGUGACAAGUGCCGGGCCUGGUUCCAAAGCAAUGGUGGCGUCCCCUGCAAGAACAGAACUAGUACUGUUGGAACAGUCUAGAGACGCCGGUGACAAAUCUACACCCAGGCCUGUGGCCCAAUAAGGGCCAGAGCUCAAAGUCAGUGGAAGAGAUAAACGACCCCAGUGGAAAGUCAGGGGCUGGGCACUGUAACAGCUCCCCACCCCAGAAUGCACGCUGUAGACCGUGAUCCACAGUCUGGAAACCCAAGGAAAAAAUGAAUAGCACUUCUGUGUCACAUCUUUCAUGGAACCAAAAAACAACGCUAGUUUCUUCUGCAGAACUGUCUAGCCCUGAGAGUUACUGCUGGAGAACCCUGUUGGCCUUUGUGGGGCAAGUCCCAAGAGGCCAGCUGAUGCCAGGAGAGCGACAUUGCCUCUGAAGUUCCCACGUCUGUCUGUAGGCAGGAGAACCUUUUGGUGUAAUCUCUGACCCGCUGCUGCUGCUGCUGCUCCCUCGUGCAGACUAUGGUGUGUCCCCGCUGCCUUCUUGCUCCGUUGGACUUCCUCCUUUGUUGACUGUCUCACUAACGGCAAGCUUUGGGACGCGGACUGUGAUGGUGGGUACAUGCGGCAGGGAGGUCUGACCGGCGGCUGAUGGCGCCCAGCGACAACUGUGGGUGCCCACAGACGGGGGUUUGCCGUUAGACCUUGUCUGCCUGCCUGCCAGUGUGCCUGCUUCCCCGGAUGUGUGCCCGCCCUAUGUUCCGGCUCCCCACGCCUCGAGUGCCGACUGCAGCCCACACACAUGGUCCCAUUCAGCCACCUCCUACGGGAAAAUAAAGGAAACGAUGCAACCCGUG